AGAGGAUUAGAAACGGCUGAAGACAGCUCUACCAGCACCUGGGGCACCCCAAUCAGGGGCUGGUGCAGUCGGGACCCUGGCCCCCCAUGUCCGAGCCCCCUCUGUACUGUAACCUGGUGGACCUGCGCCGCUCCUCCCAGACACCACCCCCAGGCCCCACUCGGCCCCCACUACAGCGGCUGGACUGCUGGGAACAGCAUCUGGACCUCGACUCUGGUCGCUGUUUCUACGUGCACUCAUUGACUGGACAGGCGUCCUGGAAGCCUCCCCGAAGAGCUCGUGAAAAGACUCCGGACUCCAUGGAAGGGACUCCGCACCUGGGGAGAGAUGCCCAAGCCCCGAAGGCUGAGAAGGGUGCGGGACCCUACAAUCAGGUGUCAGAGACCAAGGAGACACUCGCCACUCAAUCCUCACUUCUUACCGGCUCCUGCUCCCAGACUUCCAGUUCGGACAACUCCCGAGGAUCCCUGGCCCCUAGAUCCCAGCCUCAGCUCCUAGAUGACCCUCACGAGGUGGAGAAGUCUGGCAUGCUGAACAAAACAAAGAUCGCUGAGGGGGGACGGAAGCUCAGGAAGAACUGGGGUUCAUCCUGGGUGGUAUUGGCAGGAAAUAGCUUGGUGUUCUACAAAGUUCCUCCAACUUCAAUUCCUGCUGGAUGGGGUCCAGCUGGCAGCCGGCCAGAGAGUAGUGUGGACUUAAGAGGGGCAGCUCUAGCCCAUGGUAGACAUCUGUCCAGUCGCCAGAAUGUCCUGCAUGUGCGUACUGUCCCUGGACACGAGUUCCUGCUGCAAUCUGAUGAUGAGACAGAGUUCCGAGCCUGGCACCGGGCACUUCGGGAGGUCAUCGACCGACUGGAGCGUGAGAACCCUCUGGAACUGCGACUAUCUGGGUCUGGGCCAGCCGAGCUUGAGGAAUUGAGCCAGGGCGAAGAAGAUGAGGAGCCAGAGCCGAAGUCUCUGCUAGGGCGCCGAGGAGGAAGCCGAAGGAUCUCUUGUCGGGGGCCUGAAGAACAGAAUCGAGUGAGGAACAAGCUGAAGCGGCUGAUAGCAAAGAGACCUCCCUUGCAGAGUCUACAGGAGCGGGGACUGCUUCGAGACCAGGUGUUUGGCUGCCACUUGGAGUCUCUGUGUGAGAGGGAAGGGAGUACUGUGCCGAAUUUUUUCAGGCUCUGCAUAGAUACUGUGGACAAGAGAGGUCUGGAUGUGGAUGGUAUUUACAGAGUCAGUGGGAAUUUGGCUAUAAUCCAGAAACUCCGGUUCCUGGUGGACAGAGAACGAGCAGUCACCUCUGAUGGAAGAUACCUGUUCCCUGAGCAGCCAGGACAAGAGGGCCGCCUGGAUCUGGACAGUGCAGAAUGGGAUGAUAUCCACGUCAUUACUGGAGCAUUGAAGCUUUUUCUUCGGGAACUUCCUCAGCCCCUGGUCCCUCCAUCACUGCUGCCACCCCUUCGAGAAGCCCUUGCACUUCCUGAAUCAGAGCAGCGCUUAUCCCGGGUACAGGAGCUCAUAGGCUCAAUGCCAAAACCUAAUCAAGACACACUUCGGUGCCUCUUGGAACAUCUAUGCAGGGUGAUAGCACAUGCAGACAAGAACCGAAUGACCCCACACAACUUGGGUAUUGUGUUUGGACCAACAUUGCUACGACCAGAGCAAGAGACCUCUGACCCAACAGCCCAUGUCUUCUAUCCUGGACAGCUGGUUCAGUUACUGCUGAAUGACUUCAACAGUCUCUUCCCUAACCCAUAAAUCCUGGACUCUGCCCUGCACAAGGUUGUUGAGCUGCCCUCAACUUUGAAAAGGGGACAGGAGGGACCUCUAUGUGUUAGCCAUAACAUUUGGGUAAAACCUCCAUUUGUUAAACGCCUUUUUUUUUUUUUUUUUUGCGGGGCAAUGGGGGUUAAGUGACUUGCCCAGGGUCACACAGCUAGUAAGUGUUAAGUGUCUGAGGCUGGAUUUGAACUCAGGUACUCCUGAAUCCAGGGCCAGCGCUUUAACCACUGCGCCAUCUAGCUGCCCCCCCUGUUAAAUGCCUUUUAAGAAGAAUGUGUUUCAAUGGGUGAUUUCCAUUUUAAAGAUUUCCCCAAAUAGGGGAACCUGUGAUCUUUUUUUUUUAGUAAGGAAGGAGGUUCUUUGUUGGGGGAGUCUAUUUGGAAUGUUAUACCCUUUAAAUUUUGUAUCACUUUAUGUAUUAGGGAGGGUUAUCAGAGUUACUUUCAAUAAGGAAGGACUCACAUAGAGCCGAGAUUCAUCCUGGGGGUGCCCUGACCCCAAAGAAAGGAGAUCACAUUUCCUUCAUCACUCUGACUCAUUGUGCCCCCAUCAAGGACUAGAACUCUGAGGAAAUCUAUUAAAUAAAGCUUAAGUUUGGCUCCCCCAAAGUUGAGCAAGAGAGUCCCUUCCAGAAAAGGUACUUAAUUUACAAAAUAGGUAGCAGGUAUAGGACAGCUAUUUCUUUUCACUUGAGUAGCUACUGAAGUUGCUGUUACAGUUAAAAUACAAAAGACUCAUGAUGUAUUAACAAAUGCUUAAAAAAUAAAGCAAUGACAUACCACAGCUGUUAUAGAAUCCCCAAGAGGUAAAGGCAUUUUAUAGGACUACUGCUGCUGAACAAAUAUUUCACAUUCAACUUGGAACUGUAUUAUCCAAGCAAUUGAAAAGGCUCUAAUCUUCUGGGCCAACCAGGUAUGGCUCUUUAUUCCUAGUUUCAGGAUGAAUCCUGUGAUCAUCUCUUUUUUUUUUUCCUGGAGAAGCUAUGUUAGUUGCUGGAAACAUCUUGCAUCAGUCAACCAUCACCAACUCAAAAACUCAGGAACUUCUAAACUUGUGAAGCAGUCACCAAGGUUGGAAAGGAUCAAUCUCAGGAUCUAUGGUUGUGGGUAGCAGACCUGCACUCAAGGAAGAAAGACAAAACAGUAGAGACAACAAGGCAUUUAAAGUUCAGUCUCAGGUUCAAGUUGCUGCCAUGUACUUACAUAGCCACCAUUGCCACUACAGGUGAAGAUGGGAGAGAAAUCCACUUCCCUCUUCAUUGAAAGUUCAAGGUAGAGCUGUCAAAGUCCCAAAGCAAUAUACUCAAAAGAGAGAGUCGGGGCAGCUAGGUGGCACAGUGGAUAAAGCACUGGCCCUGGAUUCAGGAGGACCUGAGUUCAAAUCUGGUCUCAGACACUUAACACUUACUGGCUGUGUGACCCUGGGCAAGUCGCUUAACCCCAAUUGCCUCACCAAAAAAAAAAGAGAGAGAGAGAGACUGAGAGUGAAGCCUUUCUACCACCUGCUGAGGGAGAACUUCCUCCUGACUCAAUUGGCAGUCAUCUUCAGCAACACUCUAAGGAACCAAUAAGGAGUUUCUGGUUGGGCAUGUCCCUUAGGAAGAGAGAGUGGCUUAAGUUUAUGCCCCACAAAAAAGGGCUAGAGAAGUUCCUUGGUCCAGCAGAUUUGUGGGCUUCCUUGUUUAUUCCUCUUAUAUUCAUUUCUGUGAUUCUGGAUUGAAAGGCCAGGGCACAGCCUUAGAUGGUAGUGUAACGAUUGGAAUGACGCCACCUCCUGGAGACUUACUGUAGAAGAGUUCCACCCAUGAAGUGAAGGUCUUU
Messenger RNA from Dromiciops gliroides (monito del monte), 3589 nucleotides. It is a transcript of the gene ARHGAP9, whose product is annotated as Rho GTPase activating protein 9. Gene Ontology annotation, biological process: signal transduction; regulation of GTPase activity. Lineage: Eukaryota; Metazoa; Chordata; Mammalia; Microbiotheria; Microbiotheriidae. The transcript has 16 exons. Gene Ontology annotation, molecular function: protein binding. The record is from RefSeq and is a predicted model, not a curated record. Gene Ontology annotation, cellular component: cytoplasm. The coding region runs from base 87 to 1745 and encodes 552 amino acids.